CCUCUCAAUGAAAUAGUACAGAGGAGGGGAUUGUGGGAGAAAGGAGGAGGAAAGGGCGAUAAAACCAAGCAUUCCCACGACUUUCUUUUCUUUUCUUUGCUUUCUUUAAUUUGCACGUCGUGCUUUCUUGACCUUGUAAAGACCAAGAGAAAUCCAGUUUAAAAUGAAGUGUAUCAUUGGAAUCGGCGGUGUGACCAAUGGUGGGAAAACCACCCUGACCAAAAGGCUUGUGAAGAUCUUGCCAAACUGUUGUGUAAUACACCAAGAUGACUUUUUCAAGCCCCAAGAUCAAAUAGAGGUCGGGGAGGACGGCUUUAGACAGUGGGAUGUGAUCACAGCCCUGGACAUGGAGGCCAUGGUGAACACUGUAAAAGGCUGGAUGGAGAACCCAGUGAAGUUUGCUCGCUCUCAUGGCGUGACCCUGUCGCCCUUAACCGACGGGUCUGAUCCUGAGAGAGAGCUUCAUAUACUCAUUGUGGAGGGUUUUCUGCUCUAUAAUUACAAACCUCUGAUUGAGAUCUAUGACAAGUGCUACUACGUGACCAUUCCAUACGAGGAGUGCAAGAGGAGAAGAAGUACAAGAACCUACACAGUUCCUGACCCUCCCGGUCUGUUUGACGGUCACGUGUGGCCCAUGUACUUGAAGCACAGGAAAGAGAUGGAGAGCAACUGCAUAGCAAUUCAAUAUCUGGAUGGCACAAAAUCGAAGGAUGUGCUCUACAACCAGGUUUACGAGGACCUCCAGAACACCCUCCUGAAUAAGUUAUAGCACAGCCGAAACCACCUGGAGUUGCUCGUGUACAGAACUGUAAAUAGUAAAUUAAGGGAAAAUCAGUUCUACCGUGGAAUAUGAACUUGUGUAAAUAUUAUAAUGGACUUUUAUUUUAGAUGUGCCAGUUACUAUUUUGUAUUGCCCUCUUGUAUGUAGCUUUUCAUUUCUAUUAAAAAACCAUCUAUGGCUGCUGGAAUAUAGAUGAAUGGCUGUAUAGCAUGGGUGGAUGUUGAACUUUACAAUGAAUUGUGAGCAUUCACAAUGAAAAUCAAUGAAAUCA
Messenger RNA from Hemibagrus wyckioides, 1052 nucleotides. It is a transcript of the gene nmrk2, whose product is annotated as nicotinamide riboside kinase 2. The transcript is spliced from 8 exons. Bases 164 to 769 code for a protein of 201 amino acids. The record is from RefSeq and is a predicted model, not a curated record. NCBI's taxonomy places the organism in Eukaryota, Metazoa, Chordata, Actinopteri, Siluriformes, Bagridae. Gene Ontology annotation, cellular component: cytoplasm.